This is a messenger RNA of Eimeria maxima, 459 nucleotides long. Its product is annotated as ribosomal RNA assembly protein, putative. The transcript has 3 exons. Gene Ontology annotation, molecular function: RNA binding. The record is from RefSeq and is a predicted model, not a curated record. NCBI's taxonomy places the organism in Eukaryota, Apicomplexa, Conoidasida, Eucoccidiorida, Eimeriidae. Gene Ontology annotation, cellular component: small-subunit processome; nucleolus. The coding region runs from base 1 to 459 and encodes 152 amino acids.
AUGCCGCGUCGUAAGAAGGCGGCGUCGCCGCAGGAGGAGGAGGACGAUGGUCCUGCUGGUGGACAAAAAGAGCAGCAGCAGCAGCAGCAGCAGACAGCAGCAGCAGCAGCAGCAGGAGCAGCAGCAGCAGCAGGAGAAGAUAAACAAAAUAAUUCAUCAACAGGGAAGAAAGGAAAAUACAGAAAAGAUAAACCCUGGGAUACAGAUGAUAUAGAACAUUGGAAGAUUGAACCCUUCUUACCUGAGCAUAAUCCAUUGGGUAUGACAGAAGAAUCAUCAUUUGCAACAUUAUUCCCUCGUUAUAGGGAAAAAUAUCUACAAGAAAUGUGGCAAGAAAUUAAGAAAGAAUUAUCUAUACACUUUAUUAAGGCAGAAUUAAAUCUAACAGAAGGAUCUAUAACUGUUAGAACCACGAAUAAGACUUAUGACCCAUAUAUUAUUCUUAAGAACCACGAAUAA